AUAGCUUUUAGCUUCUGUGUAAGAAGUUGUUGAGCUCCUUCUGGAAAUAUUUUCAGUUACUUUCAGUAAAGUGUUAAUGCACAUGAAUGGCAGCUUAUAGAGAACAACCCUGUAACCAGUAUACAGGUACAACUGCUCUACAGAAGUUGGAAGGUUUUGCUAGCCGAUUAUUUCAUAGACACUCUAAAGUUCCUGCACAUGAUCAGAAAACAGCUCUGGAAAAUGACAGCCUUCAUUUCUCUGAACAUACUGCCUUAUGGAACAGAUCAAUGAAAGAGUUUCUAGCCAAAGCUAAAGAAGACUUUUUAAAAAAAUGGGAAAAUCCUGCUCCGAAUAAUGCUGGGCUGGAGGACUUUGAAAGGAAAAAAACCCUUGGAACAGGUUCAUUUGGAAGAGUCAUGUUGGUGAAACAUAAAGCUACUGAACAGUAUUAUGCCAUGAAGAUCUUAGAUAAGCAGAAGGUUGUUAAACUGAAGCAAAUAGAGCAUACUUUGAAUGAGAAAAGAAUAUUACAGGCAGUGAAUUUUCCUUUUCUUGUUCGACUGGAGUAUUCUUUUAAGGAUAAUUCUAAUUUGUACAUGGUUAUGGAAUAUGUCCCUGGGGGUGAAAUGUUUUCACAUCUAAGAAGAAUUGGAAGAUUCAGUGAACCCCAUGCACGGUUCUAUGCAGCUCAGAUAGUGCUAACAUUUGAGUACCUCCACUCAUUAGACCUCAUCUACAGAGAUCUAAAACCUGAAAAUCUCUUAAUUGACCACCAAGGUUAUAUCCAGGUCACAGACUUUGGGUUUGCCAAAAGAGUUAAAGGUAGAACUUGGACAUUAUGUGGCACUCCAGAAUAUUUGGCUCCAGAAAUAAUCCUCAGCAAGGGCUACAAUAAGGCAGUGGAUUGGUGGGCAUUAGGAGUGUUGAUCUAUGAAAUGGCUGCUGGCUACCCUCCAUUCUUUGCAGACCAACCAAUUCAGAUUUAUGAAAAGAUUGUUUCUGGAAAGGUCCGAUUCCCAUCACACUUCAGUUCAGAUCUCAAGGACCUUCUGAGAAACCUGCUGCAGGUGGAUUUGACAAAGAGGUUUGGAAAUCUAAAGAAUGGUGUGAGUGACAUAAAAACUCACAAGUGGUUUGCCACAACUGAUUGGAUUGCAAUUUACCAGAGGAAGGUUGAAGCGCCAUUCAUACCAAAGUUCAGAGGCUCUGGAGAUACCAGCAACUUUGAUGACUAUGAAGAAGAAGAUAUCCGUGUCUCUAUAACAGAAAAAUGUGCAAAAGAAUUUUGUGAAUUUUAAAUAUGAGCAGCGAGAUGACAUCGGAGCUCACACUCGGUCUUAGCACUCUUUUGAGAGAGAAGGUGGAGCUGAGACCAUCCUUGUGGAAGCAGUUACCUAGUUCCUUCAUUUUAGCAGCUGAGUGAGGUCCUUAUUGCCGUCAUCCACAUGCACUCUCUGCACCUACCUAUGUAACAAGGCACCGCUAAGCACGCAUUGUCUGUGCCAUAACAGGACUACACCCUUUCCUGCUUCUCUUCAGUUUGUCUUUCUCCUCUCCUACAUCCAUUUCCUCCUUUUUCAUUUGCAGUACUUUUUUUCAAACAGUGCUCCAUUCUUUUUCGUUGGUGUUUCAGGUGGGCCGUGCUGUGGCUCUGUGAUAUUUGAAGGUAAGGAUAAGUGUUGCUUUUAGCAGUUCUUGCCGAUAUUUUUGUUGAUCAAUGGCUUAAGGAUAUACUUUCUAAUAACUAUUUUUACUUUGAGUAGCUCAGCCUCAGUUUGAGUUUGCCAACUCUUGACAAUUUUUGAAGACAGAAGGUCUUAUCAACAAGGAAAUUUAUACAAAUUAAAACGAUAACUUCCUUAGAAUUCUGGCAAUAAAUUUGGAUAGAUUAAUACAGAGUAGCUAGACCCAGCAAUUUAGAGUCCUAUAGAUCAGAGUUCUAGUUCCUUCAUGUCCUUUUAUAUCAUCCUCCCCUUGACUAGUUAAGUGACCAGCCUAUCCAAGUGUGACAAACACGUCUCAUCAACAGGACAAACUAAUGAUAGUGGAUCAGCAUCACCCAGAUUCUCUCACUUGGUACCAGCAUUUCUGUAGGUUAUUAGAGUUCUAAGAUUUCUAAAUGUUCACUCUUCAGUAAGAGUUUUAGCCAGUAUUUUAACAGAACAUGACUAAUGAAAGUGACAAAUUUUUAGGUUUCUCAAUAGUCCUCAUUAUAAACUUUUUGAAGGAAAAUAAAUGAACUAAAAAUAACAUUAAUAUGGGCAAACACUUAGCUGAGUCAAAAAAAAGAAAAGCAUUUACAAGUUUGAUACUUGUAAACGCUAUAGGCACACUCUUACUUAAACGUGGGGUUUUGUUUGUUUUGCCUUGCUUUGCCACCAGGUUAUUGACCGUGGGGUGCGUUGUGUGUCAGCCUGAGGAGAGGCACUGCGGCAGCGGAAGCUGUCGUCCUGUGCCUCAUCAAUAAGGAGAAGGGACAGGGUUUGUAACACUGCCACAAUUACACUUUACUUUUGCAGGGUGAUAUUUUUAGACGUCAUAAUUUCUAGCCUCGUUUUUUUCAGUGAUAUGAUCCUGCAGACACAGUUUACUAUUUGAGCUUAGUUUUUUUAUACUUUUUUGCCAACUGACUUAACAUUGCCCAUGUGGAAAUUUCACGCACUUUUGCACAUUUAGUUCAAUGUUUGUUGAGAAUUGGUGGCUUAACUCAGUUCCGUAAAUAUUUCUUUUCUUUGCUUUUAAAUUUUCCCAUCUGUUUUUCUCUCUGUGUCAGUGGCCUACCUUAAAACAACACACCAAAACAAUAAAAAUAAACUGUUCAUUUUUUAUGAUCCAUUUACGUGCAUAUAAGAUGAGUUUUUUUAACCAAACUGAUCUUAAUGAUGUAAGCAUUCUGUUUGCUUCAUUAUUGGUGCAGGUAGGUCACUACUUCCUUUCCUCUGUCCAUACCCUUGUAAAACCUUAGAAGACAUGGAAAGCCUGUCUGAGAUGCUCUGUGCAUCUGUCUGUACAUUUUCUGGUUGCCAAGUAUUUCUGCAUGGUUAGGUCAUUUAAAAGCUGAUGCUGAUUCCAGUUGGUCCACCUAUACUUAAAUGUGCAAGAAAAAUAUGAAAUACUUUGCUGUAGCAGGUUUUAUGUAACAAAAAUAUAUCAUCAUGUGAAUAAACUUAAAAUAUCAUUUGUUUAAAAUAUUUUAAUUAGUUUUUUGUGUUUCAUUUAGACCUAAGAACAUGCUGAUCAUUGUAUUCUGUAGGUAUACUACAAAUUCUACACUAGCUUUGUUGUAUAUUAUUGUAAAAUUAUUUUAAUAAAUCAUAGGGGUGACAAUUUGAUUAUUACACUUUAGUUUUCAGUAACUGAAAAGAUUUCUAUAAUUCUAAAAGUAUUGUUUUUAUGAAAUUACUACUGCCCAUCACAACUUGCUGUAGAGUCUACCUAGGUAGAUGACCCCCAGGCCUGCGUUGGUUUUGAAGGCUAAAUAUUUAGCCACUCCAUUUUACUCUCCAUUUAAAGUACAUGUGCAAGCUUCCAAGUACAUCACAGGAGUCUGUUUCUGAUGAGUCAAGUACAUUGAAUUAGAAUAUCUUAAAAUUACAUAAAACUCCCAGUUUCUGCCACAAUUUAGCCAAAAACAAGGUGAAAACUUCAUUGAGAAAUAAGUGGACUAAAUCAGUAUUUAUGGCAUGGUAGAUGGAGUUGUAUGUAGAUGGCAUUGCAGAGGAAGGAGUGCAUGACAAAAAGUCAGAACACCUGGAUUUCAGACUUGGUCUGUCCCUGUCAGCAUGACUGGCGCCUCAGUUCUCUUACCUGUAAAGCAGAAUCGUCCAUUAGCCAGUUUCUAGAGUCCCUUCUAACUUUCACAUGUCAUGAUGAGAUUCUUUUUAUUUGACAUUUUGAAGGUAUAAUGUGCUUGAAGUAAGCCUCAGGAAGGCCUCUUCUUAUCUCUUACAGUGUUCUUAAAAUUCUUUGAAUAUGAGAACCUCAUGUCUGAAUUCCUUCCUCCUUCACUGAUGCUAAAUAUCCAAUUGAUAUCAAACUGUCAACCUACCAAAAAAGAUAUUGUGGCUUGUGGGUAUUGCUGUCUUUUUUUGAUACGUUCUUGUAUUGACUGCCCAUUGGCCUGAAAAUACUCAUUGUAAGCCUAAAAAAAAUUCAUUUUUCUUCCCACUGUUUUUUCUGCUUGUUGUAAGAAUCAAAUGAAAUAAUGUAUGUGAAAGCACCUUGUAAACUGUAACCUAUCAAUGUAAAAUGUUAAGGUGUGUUAUUUCAUUAAUUACUUCUUUAUUUAGAAUUGAAUUUCCUAUGCACCACUAUAGCUAGGAAAUGCUGAAAAAACAACUGUGUUUUUUAAUUAAUCAAUAACUGCAAAAUUAAAGUCUUCAAAGGAUAAAA
Manis pentadactyla (Chinese pangolin) is the source of this 4374-nucleotide messenger RNA. RefSeq names its product protein kinase cAMP-activated catalytic subunit beta (gene PRKACB). Bases 87 to 1280 code for a protein of 397 amino acids. Gene Ontology annotation, cellular component: cAMP-dependent protein kinase complex; nucleus. Gene Ontology annotation, biological process: peptidyl-serine phosphorylation. Lineage: Eukaryota; Metazoa; Chordata; Mammalia; Pholidota; Manidae. The record is from RefSeq and is a predicted model, not a curated record. Gene Ontology annotation, molecular function: cAMP-dependent protein kinase activity; ATP binding. The transcript has 10 exons.